Molecule: messenger RNA, 1412 nt
Organism: Zingiber officinale
Lineage: Eukaryota; Viridiplantae; Streptophyta; Magnoliopsida; Zingiberales; Zingiberaceae
Exons: 2
Coding region: 440-1366 (308 amino acids)
Source: RefSeq, a predicted model, not a curated record
UUCCAAAAAGUCUCCCCAGUGCUUCAACUGAAAUACUCAAAGGAAAAAAAAAGAGUAGAUACUAACUGAAAGCAAUCAAACGUUUUUGGUCUAUGCAACCAAAACAGUUCAUGUUCAGAGCACUUCGUCCAUCACGUCUACCGUUAGUCAGUCAACCUCUCUCUAGAUCUCGUGCAAAUCCUCCAUAUGAGGCUUCCUGAGAAGAAAAAAAAAUCCGCAUCAGGGAAAAAAUAAUUCCUUAUGAUUCCUUGGUCGACAAGACUUCCCCAAUAACCGAUCUCCAAUGGCAUCUCUAACAUGAACAUCGCCACACACAGCUUUCGCUGUAAUAAUUCUUUUUUCCUUUUCGUUGACUUUGACAAAAGUGAAAGACCUCGAGCUUUAUUAUGAAGAACCGAUUCCCCACCUUUUGUUCUUCUUCCCCUUCUCGAGAGAUAUUAUGAAGCCGGAGAAGCAGAGGACUCGAGGAGCCCCGCGCAGUAAGAGACUCUCCUUGUCUAGGCUCUUCUGUUUCAACGCCUCUCAGGUCAACGACUCCGAUGCGCCGACGCGCACCCCUGACCGCGAGAGGUCGUCGUGGUCCGCCUGUUUCAUGGCCGGGGAGGCGAGGAAGAGGAAGAAAACGAAGAAAGAGGUUCCGGUUCACUCUCCGGCCAAACCCUCGGCCCCGUCCAGGCCGGCUCGGGCCGUCGAGGAGAGCCGGCCUAACAAGUCCGACCGCGAGAGGUCGUCGUGGUCCGCCUGUUUCAUGGUCGGGGAGGCGCGGAAGAGGAAGAGGAAGGGUAAAGAGGUUCCGGUUCACUCUCCGGCCAAACCCUCGGCCCCGUCCAGGCCGGCUCGGGCCGUCGAGGAGAGCCUUCCUAACAAGUCUUCCGGCAAGCAGCGAGGCACAGAGGAUAAUAACAACAAUGCCAAGAAUAAAGCGGCCUCAUCAAGUAGGGAAGCUUCAAAGUUCGAUGAGGAUCUUAACAUUGGGCAACAACAUCUCGAAUUGCAAACUAAAAGAAAAGAUUAUAGCAACGUAGCACAAGCUUCAUUUGUUCAAAGUUUGUAUCCAAUUCCAACUAGGCUCAAGGACAAUGAGCCAAGGCCAUAUAAGAUUGUGAGUCAGUCGCGGAAGCUUGGAUCAUCGGUCGGAGUUGGAAUCAUGACGAUCACUUUGGCUAUUUUGGUAUUUGUAGGGCGCGGAAGUGCCAUAAUUUGCCUUUGCUCAUGUUUAUAUAUAUCACAACUAGUGAAAGCCUCACAACCAAAUGAUGAAGAAAAAAUUGCACCAAAGAAAAUUCAUAUAGACUCAGCUGAAUAUAAAAAGAAAGUAAUGUUAGAAGGUUUUCUCGAGAGGAAUGGUGGAAGGCCAAAAAGAUGAUAUGUUUUUAUUUUAUUUUAUCUUAUUUUUCAUAUGUUUGUUUACA